This is a messenger RNA of Besnoitia besnoiti, 3273 nucleotides long. Its product is annotated as ATP-dependent metallopeptidase HflB subfamily protein. Gene Ontology annotation, biological process: proteolysis. NCBI's taxonomy places the organism in Eukaryota, Apicomplexa, Conoidasida, Eucoccidiorida, Sarcocystidae. The record is from RefSeq and is a predicted model, not a curated record. The transcript is spliced from 10 exons. Gene Ontology annotation, cellular component: chloroplast thylakoid. Gene Ontology annotation, molecular function: metalloendopeptidase activity; ATP hydrolysis activity; ATP-dependent peptidase activity. The coding region runs from base 1 to 3273 and encodes 1090 amino acids.
AUGCAAGGUUUUCCCCCGGCUGUGGAGCGACCGGGGGGCGGAGCGCUCGGGCGCAGGGCAGCGACGGUCUGUCGCAUCGCCAAAGUCCUCGCGGCUAGCGCGGGGGCGGCGCGGGAGCUUCCCCGCUCUGCGCCGGCGCGAGGCGGCGGACGCCGCUGCGAGCCGUCCCGCUCUUCACUGUCGCAUCUUUCUCUCUCCUUCUCAGCGCUGAGCGAGCCUUCGUCGCACCUCGCGAGCCCGGCGGGGCGUGCGGCGCGUCCGCCGUCUUCUCGUUUCUUUCCGCCUCCUGUUUUUCUCGCCUCCGCGCAGGCGCCUGAGCUUCUGACUCGGCCGGGGGUGAGCGCCUUCAGCGCAGCUCCUCCCUCGCAGUUCGCUUCGCGCUCGCUGUCUGCCGCGGCGGCGUCUCCGGCGCUGUCGGCGAGGCACGUCCUGUCGCGGCUGCUGCCUGCGCAGGCUUCGCAGCGCGCGUGUUUUUCGGUCUUUUCUUCGCUGCCUUCGGUGCGCUUCGCGACCGCGCUCUUCCCCGCCGCGAGCGGCGCGCAGGUUCCCCGGCAGGAGCUGCGGCAGCUGGAGCAGCAGGCGGAGCUGCAUCCGACAGACGCGGGCGUCCAGCAGCGGUACUUUGCCGCGUUGAACGCGGCGGGCGAGCCGCUCAAAGUCGUGAAGAAGUUCGAAGAGAAUGCGUUUCUCAAGGUCCUCGCCGACGCGUCAGGGGGCUCUGCGGCGGCGCUCCACGGCCUGGUAGUCGAGUAUCUCAAGGCCCUCUGCGCUUCGGAGCUGAUUCACAGCCGCGCCCUUCCCGACCUCGCGAAGGAACUCGCGCCCUUUCUCGGGAAGCGCGACCGCGCCAGGGGCAGCAGCGGUGGCGGCUUCGACUCGCGCGACGCAAGGAGCGACGCCCGCGAGCGCGAACUCGACGCACAGCUGCGCAAACUCCACGUGGAGCAGCAGCAGCUCGUUCUCGACCGGCUCCAGCAGCUCUCGAGCCAACUCGAGCGCGCCACGCGCGAGAGCGAGGCGCGACUCGGCGCCGCCGGCGCGCCGCUCGCCCCGGUGGGCUCUGAGGCCGCCCGCGAGCAAGGCGCGAGGCGCCGCGGCGCAGUCGGCUGGAUCCUCUACCUCGUCGCGAGCGCCUUGCGCGGCAGCUGGCGGGCGCUGAAAGUCGGCAGCGUCGGCGUCUGGAGUCUGCUGCUGUCGCCAGUCGCCGCGGUGCUGCUCAUUUGGAGUUUUGCAACCGAGGCGCUGCCAGGUCUGCAGCAGGCCGCGAAGAAAGUCGACGGCCUGCCUGAGGGCAAGUCGAAGGAGUGGGUCGAGGGCAAAAUCGUGCAACCCGACCAAGUGAAAACGACCUUCAACGACGUCAAGGGGUGCGACGAAGUGAAGAAGGAGGUCGAGGAAGUUGUGGCCUAUCUCAAGUCGCCGGGCAAAUUCACUGCCAUGGGGGCGAGACUGCCCAAGGGCAUUCUUUUGCAGGGGCCGCCAGGCACCGGGAAGACACUGCUGGCGAGGGCGAUUGCGGGCGAGGCUGGCGUGCCCUUCAUCCACGCCUCGGGGUCGGAGUUCGAGGAGAUGUUUGUCGGCGUCGGAGCGAGUCGCCUGCGGCAGCUGUUUGCAGAGGCCAGGCGCGUGAGUCCAUGCAUUCUGUUCAUCGAUGAAAUCGAUGCGCUCGGUGGCAAAAGGACGCUGACGGAGAACAAACAUCACAGACAGACGCUCAACCAACUCUUGACCGAGCUCGACGGCUUCAAACCCUCUGACGGCGUGACGCUGGUCUGCGCGACGAAUCUGCUGGAGGCGCUCGACCCUGCGCUCACGCGGCCUGGGCGAAUGGAUCGCAUCAUCCACGUGCCGUUUCCUUCGAAAAAGGAGCGAAUCGAGAUUCUGAAGCACUACGCGGCCAACAUGCCGCUCGCAGCCGACGUAGACCUGGAGACUCUGGCAGCGCUCACCUCAGGCAUGACCGGCGCAGACUUGGCGAACUUGCUCAACUUCGCCGCGAUCCGCGCGGCGACAGAAGGCAAAGAUCAGGUGACGCGCGCGGAGGUUGAUGAGAGCUUCGAUCGCCUCAUGGUGGGGAACCGCCGCACGGGCGUCGUGAUGAAGGAGGAGGAGCGGCGCUUGACGGCGUACCACGAGUCUGGGCACGCGCUAAUGGCGCUCUACACGCCCGACAGCACGCCGCUACACAAGGCGACGAUUUUGUUCCGCGGCUCGUCGCUGGGCGUGACCUGGUCUGUCGACAAGGACGACAGCUACUCCAAGUCUGAGCGGCAGUACUUGGCGGCGCUGGACGUUGCGAUGGGCGGCAAGGCGGCCGAAGAGCUUAUCUACGGCGAGGGCAACGUGACGAGUGGCUGCCACAGCGACCUCGUGCGGGCGACGCAGAUCGCGCGCACGAUGGUGACUGACUACGGCAUGGGCGUCGAGGGCAGCAAGGCGCCGAUGGUCAUUGGUCGCAAGGAGUACGCUCUCGUCAGCGAUGAACGCAAGAAACUCGUCGACGACGCCGUUCAGAGACUUCUGGACGCAAGCUACGCACGCGCCCGCAAACUCCUCGAAGAGCGGAAAGACGAACUCCAGCGCCUCGCCGAGGCUCUGUUGGAGCACGAGACGCUUUCGGCGAGCGAGGUGAAACUUGCGAUCGCGGGGAAGCUCGCGCGAGUCAAGAAGCGCGAGGCGCGCGCGGACGAUGGGACGCCUCGGCAAGGCAGCAAAGAAGGCACUUCUGAGGCCGGAGCAGACCUCCCGCAGGCGGCGCCGACCGCCUCGGCGGCCGAGAGAUCCAACCGAAAGGCGCAGCCUCAUGGCGAAACAGCAGACACAGUCGAGGCACCGAAGUUCGCUGGAAAGGGUGGGAAGAGCGACGCCUCCGAUGAGGGAGCACGCGAGGUGAUGCGGCAUGUGAAGCGCUCGCGCAACAUUCCGAUCUCUGUCGCGGCUGACCAGGCGCCGGGGCGGAGCCAAAGCCUGGAGCAGCGGCCUGGCGCCGGGGGUGCGCCUCGCGAGGCCCCUGCCGAGGCGGAGCCCGAGGGGACACCUGUCUCCGCUUCGGGCGAGGGGGUCCCCUCGCCCUACGCGGUUGCGGCGUCGGCAGCUGCCGAAGUCUCGGCACUGAUCGCCUCGAAGGCUCAGCAGCAGCGACUCGAAGCAGAAGCCUUAGCGCGCGCCGUAGAGGCGAGCGAGAAGCGAACGAAGGCAGAACGAAAGAAGAAGACGAGCGUCGACUCCGAGGAGGGCGAACAGGGCACUGCGGCGGGGGAUGGCGGUCGCUAG